UUCUAGCACCGUUUUAGACCUAUUAGUGCAUCGCAUCCUUACGGCUAAGCGACGUACGACGGCACCAACCGAGGCUACUGUGUACCUAGGGAUAUAUGUAAGGAGGCCUCUCUCAAGUUGAAAAUAGCUAUCUGCCUAAAGCUUUAUUAAAUCUCAUAAUCGUAAUAGUAUGAGCUUUCGCCGGGCGUCAUUAUUAUCUUAAAAAUAACAUCAAUACGCUUCAUUUGGUCCUACUAAAUCAUGGCCGAGUCUCAAACAAAAGACGGGUCUUUCGACUUCGACGUUAUCAUAAUAGGAGCAGGAAUAUCCGGUAUCAAUACGGCGUAUUAUCUUCAUUCCCAAACACCAUGGCUUUCCUAUACCAUCUUAGAAGGGCGAAGCCGUAUCGGUGGCACAUGGGAUCUUUUCAAUUACCCUGGUAUACGAUCUGAUUCAGAUAUGACUACUUUCGGUUUUUCGUGGAACCCAUGGAAUAGAGAGGAAAGGCUUGGCACCGCGGAUCAGAUCCGAUCGUAUAUGAGAAAAUCCGCUGCUAAAUACGGCAUCGACAAGAACAUCCGCUGUGACAGAAGAGUUCUCUCUGCUAACUGGAGUACGAAAUUCAAAUUCUGGACGCUUAUUGUGGCCGAUAACCAGGGAGUCACUCAGACGUAUCGCACAAAAUUCAUAGUUCUCGGUACAGGGUACUAUAAUUAUGACAAAGCCCAGAAGACCACAAUUCCAGGAUUGAGCAACUUUACUGGCACGGUGGUUCAUCCUCAAUUCUGGCCAGAACAAUUUGAUUAUUCGGGAAAAGAUGUAGUAGUUGUCGGGAGCGGAGCGACAGCUGUUACGCUAAUACCCUCAAUCGCCGAGAAGGCAAAGAGCGUCACAAUGCUUCAACGGAGCCCGGGGUACAUUGUCGCUCGGCCAAUGUACGCUGGGAAGGAAACUGGCUUCAUACCAUUCAUUCAAGCACGUCUCCCCUCGGCAGCUGCGAAAUGGCUCAAGAGAAUACGUGUUGUCAUUAGCAGCACGAUAUCGUACUUCUACUGCAUAUAUUUCCCAGAAAAGGCAAGAUUAAUGCUGCGAAAAGCAACCAUUAAACUACUCCCAGAGAGUAUUAGCUGGAAUCCACACUUCAAUCCGCAAUACAAUCCUUGGCGACAACGCAUGUGCCUUUGCCCCGAUGGUGAUUUCUACGCCGCUCUCCGUUCUGGGAAGGCCAAUGUCGUCACCGAUCAGAUUGAAACUGUAACAUCAACUGAGAUACAGCUCAAAUCGGGAAGGACUUUACAGCCUGAUGUCAUUAUUACUGCAACAGGGCUGCAGCUGCAAUUUGCCGGCGGGAUUGAAAUCGAGGUCGACGGUCAAAAGAUCGACUAUAGUCAAAAGUAUACCUGGAAGGGUACCAUGAUCCAAGACAUACCAAAUCUGGCGUUCGUCGUAGGGUACGCCAACUCGUCAUGGACGAUGGGCGCAGAAGCCAUGGGACAACUCCUCGUACGGGUACUCCGUCGCAUGAAGAAGCGAAACGCCUCCAUGGCUGUACCCCGCCUUGAUGGUACACAGGGCACACAAGACAAGCCCGUAUUCGAUCUAUCGUCGAAUUACGUCAAGCAUGCUAACCAGAUGUUUCCAAGGGCCGGAAACGGACAUUGGGAUUAUCGACGCAAUUAUCUGGUUGAUAUUCUUAAAGCGCAGUUUGGUGAUAUCACGAAGGGUUUGCAGAUCGAAUGAAGAUGCCUUGGGGUCUUGUAAGAUAAUUGAGGAGGUAAUAAUAAUAAUUGAGCGUAAGAGGCGUUUUUAAUGAAACAUGGGAUGGUUCACACAUUUAUAAAUUAUUUUCUUUAUACUCCACCAACAGUCCACCAAUAACUACUCGUUACCCCUAUUUCAAUGUUACACCAUACCUAGGUAGUGAUCAUGCUCCGGCGCCACAGUUUCGGACUCUGUACCUGCGUAUGUAUUACCUAGGCACUCAAUAAAUAGCGAUACAGGCGAAAAUGACAGCAUCCACUUCCUAUAUCGGUGGUGGUAGUAACGCGACAUACGCGACACUAAACUCCAUUGUAUACAAUACACGGUGAAGUUCGGUGAGAUCGGUACUUAGUAAUGCACGAGAACCUUCCUAUAGUCGGCUUUAUCGCGACUGGUUCCUAAAUCCC
Molecule: messenger RNA, 2147 nt
Organism: Hypoxylon trugodes
Lineage: Eukaryota; Fungi; Ascomycota; Sordariomycetes; Xylariales; Hypoxylaceae
Product: FAD/NAD(P)-binding domain-containing protein
Exons: 2
Coding region: 241-1719 (492 amino acids)
Source: RefSeq, a predicted model, not a curated record